UUCUGACCUGGGCUGCAUAGUUUAGUGUAUUGAUUCUGAAUCUUUUAUAUCUUGUAACUUUUGUUUCUGAAUUGCCUUUGACACUCGUUGCAUUAUGUCGUGUUGACAUAAUUAUUUCUUUCUUAUGUAGUUGUGGCAACGGAUGAUGAAAAGAUUGCAGAAUGCUGUCGGGGAUUUGGUGCUGAUGUGAUAAUGACAUCAGAGUCUUGUCGAAAUGGCACUGAAAGAUGUUAUGAAGCACUUGAAAAGCUAGAGAAGAAGUAUGACAUUGUUGUGAAUAUUCAGGGGGAUGAACCUCUUAUUGAGCCUGAGAUAAUAGAUGGAAUUGUUAAAGCUCUGCAGGCAGCACCAGAUGCAGUGUUUAGCACUGCUGUCACCUCUUUGAAACCUGAAGAUGCUUUUGAUCCAAAUAGAGUGAAAUGUGUGGUAGAUAAUCGUGGCUAUGCUAUUUAUUUCUCUAGAGGACUGAUUCCAUUUAACAAAUCAGCGAAAGUCAAUCCACAGUUUCCAUACUUGCUUCAUCUUGGAAUUCAGAGCUAUGAUUCAGAGUUUCUAAAAAUAUAUCCAAAGCUUCAGCCUACUCCACUGCAACUUGAAGAAGAUCUAGAACAGCUUAAAGUCCUUGAGAAUGGCUAUAAGAUGAAGGUCAUAAAGGUUGAUCACGAGGCUCAUGGAGUUGACACACUUGAAGAUGUGGAGAAGAUCGAAUCUCUAAUGCGCGAGAGAAACUUGUCUUAGUUCAAAGAGAACUCAAAUCAGACAUUUAUAAUUGAAUCUCUUAUGGAAUAGGUUAUAUCAUUAUAUGUUUUUUUACUUACAUUAUUUAGGAAAGAAUUACUUACAUUAUUUAGGAAAGAAAGGAAGAAUGACCACCAUAAAAUUCCUUGUAGCACUCUUUGUUGGUGAAGAUAUGAUAGACCUGUCACCCAAUCUUACACGUCUUCUAGCACCAUUUUUUUCUUUUAUUAAAGCACCUAUCCAAAUACUAAGUCAAAGCAGCAACAUGCAGUCAAAGCUGAAUAACUAAAACUUGUAUAAAAGAAAAAGUUGUAUCCUGGGGUGGUCAACUUUCUACUGAGGUAAAGUACCAGUUUUUAGAAUUUAUACAACAGAUAAAGUGAGAAACCCAAUUAGAUUCAUAGGCAAUUAUUGCCAGUCAAAGCAACAGCAAAGAAAUCAAAGAAGCAGGGUUAAUGAAAAUCAGAAAAUGUGCUCAAAGUAAUGGAAAUCCAAACAUCAAGAAGU
Durio zibethinus is the source of this 1245-nucleotide messenger RNA. The record is from RefSeq and is a predicted model, not a curated record. Lineage: Eukaryota; Viridiplantae; Streptophyta; Magnoliopsida; Malvales; Malvaceae.